UCGGCGCUGAGCUGCCUGCUGUUGCACUUGCUGGUUCUCUGCCUCCAAGCCCAGGAAGGCGUGGGGGGGCGGAGGGGGGCGGCGGCGCUGGGCAGGGAACUUGCUUCCCUGACCCGAGCUGGCCGGGAGUCCCAGGGUGUUUCCCAACAGCAUGUGAGGGAGCAGAGCCUGGUGACGGAUCAGCUCAGCCGCCGCCUUAUCCGGACCUACCAGCUCUACAGCCGCACCAGCGGGAAGCACGUGCAGGUCCUGGCCAACAAGCGCAUCAACGCCAUGGCAGAAGACGGGGACCCCUUCGCAAAGCUCAUUGUGGAGACAGAUACCUUUGGGAGCCGGGUUCGAGUCCGCGGAGCUGAGACUGGCCUCUACAUCUGCAUGAAUAAGAAGGGGAAGCUGAUCGCCAAGAGCAACGGCAAGGGCAAGGACUGCGUGUUCACGGAGAUCGUGCUGGAGAACAACUACACGGCCCUGCAGAACGCCAAGUACGAGGGCUGGUACAUGGCCUUCACCCGCAAGGGCCGGCCGCGCAAGGGCUCCAAGACGCGGCAGCACCAGCGCGAGGUGCACUUCAUGAAGCGGCUGCCGCGCGGCCACCACACCACCGAGCAGAGCCUGCGCUUCGAGUUCCUCAACUACCCGCCGUUCACGCGCAGCCUGCGCGGCAGCCAGAGGACUUGGGCCCCCGAGCCCCGGUAG
Messenger RNA from Ailuropoda melanoleuca (giant panda), 696 nucleotides. RefSeq names its product fibroblast growth factor 8 (gene FGF8). The transcript has 6 exons. Gene Ontology annotation, molecular function: growth factor activity. The annotation marks the transcript as partial. Lineage: Eukaryota; Metazoa; Chordata; Mammalia; Carnivora; Ursidae. The record is from RefSeq and is a predicted model, not a curated record.